Messenger RNA from Syzygium oleosum, 1110 nucleotides. RefSeq names its product protein BIG GRAIN 1-like A. The record is from RefSeq and is a predicted model, not a curated record. Lineage: Eukaryota; Viridiplantae; Streptophyta; Magnoliopsida; Myrtales; Myrtaceae. The transcript has a single exon. Gene Ontology annotation, biological process: auxin-activated signaling pathway. The coding region runs from base 1 to 1110 and encodes 369 amino acids.
AUGAACAAGCGAGAGAGACCGCUCAGCAGGGAGUCCGCCGCCGCCGCCGCCGCCCAGCCCACCGCCCCGCAGAGAAGGAAGACCCCGUCUUUCUCCUCCUCCCUCCUCGAGUCCAUCUACCGCUCCAUCGACGAGUCCGGCGGCCAGGACCAAGCCUCUCCCCUGUUCCCGGACCCGGCCCUGAUCAAGAAACAGGGCACCCACAAGACCAGGCAUGGAGCCUCGUCUUCUUCCUCGUCAUAUUCGCACAGGGAGCUGUCGAACCUCCGGAGGGCCAUGAUGAUCGAGGAGUGGAUGGAGAAGCAGAGCUCGCGCAACUCCUCCGACUCGAGCUCCGCCGCAACGUUCUCGACGUUGUCGUCCUCCGAGACGGAGUCCACCCACCGAGCGAAGCCGAGGGCCCUCCUCGAGGACCGCAAGGGCGGCGGCGACAAUGCCGGCGGGUUCUCGAAGACCAAGCUCAGGGCGCUCAAGAUCUACGGCGAGCUGAAGAAGGUGAAGCAGCCCAUCUCGCCGGGAGGCCGGAUCACGAGCUUCCUCAACUCCAUCUUCAACUCCGGCAACGUCAAGAAGGCGAAGAUGUGCUACGUCGGCGCGGUCGACGACGUGAGCUUCGAGCGCAAGUCCAAGUCGGCAUGCUCCUCCGCAUCUUCCUUCUCGAGGUCCUGCAUGAGCAAGACCCCGAGCACGAGAAGCAAAUUGAAGAGGUCCGUCCGGUUCUACCCCGUGAGCGUGAUCGUCGGCGAGGACUCUCAGCCCUGCGGCCACAAAUGCAUCUACGAGGACGACCGGAAGGCCAAGAACGGCGGCGCGAGCCUCAGCCUCGUCUCCCAGAGGGAGAGAGAGGCCAGGGUCGAAGCGGAGAGGGAGCGCUACUUCCAGAAGAAGAUGGACGCGAGGGGCAUGAGCAAGAACAGAGUGGUGGUGAGCGAUUACAGCGACGAAGACGACGACGACGACGACGACGACGACAUGGAGAGCGACGCGAGCUCGGAUCUCUUCGAGCUGGAUCACUUGAUCGGCGUCGGGAGGUACAGGGAGGAGCUGCCGGUGUACGAGACCACCUGCUUGAAGAAGAACCAAGCCAUUGCUCAUGGCUUGUUCUUGUAA